GGAGCAUCCUCAUCAUCUGAGCCAGGCGCACGUAGCCCGCGGUUUAAAGGGAGGAAACAAAAUGCGUGACGGGUGCGUGAGUGAGUGGAGAUAAAUGAGACUGGAAUAUUGUGUUAUUCUGCACCCGGAACCUCAAGUCUUUCUGCGACGUGGCGCCAGACAACACGGCGCUGUUUUCGGAGCAUCUGAAAAAACAACUGAGGCUGAUCAUGGGUUUGUCCUCUUGGUAACACUAAAACGUCGCCUAAAUCUGUAGAAAAAACAACAACAACAGCAUGGGUUCCAGACUGAGCAGGCAGAGCAGCCUGGACAAUGAGAAUUUCUCCAAAAAGCGACGCAAGCUUCUGGAUGGCACCGGAGAGAGCGACAGGGGCAGCCGAGGCGGCGGGGACUUUCUGUUUGCACUGAUGCUCAAAUCAGACAAACUGCCUGGGAUGCUGCGGAGGACCAACCACAGCCCGUACAUGAGGCGAGUGGCGUGGAUCAAAGAGAUACAGAAGCUGCUCCGUGACCGCAGGAUAGAGCAGGCGACCGACGUGCUCAAAUUACUGAGGAAGGAUCUUGGUUUGGAGGGUACCUCGCUCAACGACAUCUUGUACAAAAACGCUGCUUUCCUCAACCUGGUGGACCCGAUCUCGCAUGAGCUGCUGCUGAGCCUGGCUCGAGAGAUGCAGUGUCCUAAGAAGGAUGCAGACACCAUAAAGUCUUCUGAUAAGAUUUGCAGACAACUGAUCUACCACCUGACCCCGCACUCAAAGUGGCUGAGGCAGAGCAUGUCCAGACGGAAAUCCCAGGCCUGUCUCAAGACAACCCUACAGAAGAAGCUGUCCAGCGACUCGGUAGACCUGUCCGGCAUCCCCCUGUCCACCCGUGAUGUCCGCCAAGUCGCCUUCUACCUCCAAAACAACAGAGACACAGUGGUGGCUGUGGACAUCAGCUUCACCGAUCUCCAGGACGACAACCUGAAGAUUCUGUUGCCUCUUCUCGCCUCGCUGCCCAAACUCAGCACCCUGGCUCUCAAUGGCAACCGCCUCACCCUGGCUAUACUCAAAGACCUCACAGAGAUGCUAAAAGACCCCAAGAUGUUCUCCAGCCUGGCCUGGAUCGACCUUGGCAACAACGUGGAUAUCUUUACCAUGCCUCAGCCGCUGCUGGUGGCGUUGCGCCGGCGCUGCAGCCUGAAGAGCAGCUUACCAACUAUCUACGAGUACACGGAGGGUCAGCCCUACUGCUACCACCUGGAAACUUCCAUCGAGGAGCCCAGCCACUACGAGGAGGAAGAGGAGGAGGAGGAAGAUGCGGAGGACGACGAGGACGACAUGGGGAACAAGUUUGAGCUGGAGCCGUGGAGUUUAGGGGAGAAGCAGCUCUCGAAAGACUUCACCCUUCACUACUGUGAGAGGUGAUGGGGCACUUCCUCCCCGAGGGUCUUUCAACUGUGGUUGAAACGUCGUCCCACAGCACUCUGUUACCUCCUUCGCCCUCUCGCCCUCACACCACGAGCCCAGUUACCCUUUGAGGCACGAGGGAAACCAGUUCCCCACAUUGUGAACUUCUCGUCCCCGACACGGCUACCAAGCUAUUCCUAACCAUCUCCGAGUUAAACCCACGCAAGAUGAAAGUGAAGGCGGACUUACUGUGUUGGUGGAUGGCGCUCUUGGGAACAAGGUGCGGUUUCAUUGGAGGGGGGCUG
Messenger RNA from Centropristis striata (black sea bass), 1693 nucleotides. RefSeq names its product leucine rich repeat containing 75Ba (gene lrrc75ba). The transcript is spliced from 4 exons. The coding region runs from base 276 to 1406 and encodes 376 amino acids. Lineage: Eukaryota; Metazoa; Chordata; Actinopteri; Perciformes; Serranidae. The record is from RefSeq and is a predicted model, not a curated record.